Messenger RNA from Paramuricea clavata, 687 nucleotides. NCBI's taxonomy places the organism in Eukaryota, Metazoa, Cnidaria, Anthozoa, Malacalcyonacea, Plexauridae. The record is from the annotation of a GenBank genome assembly.
AUGCUAACCGAAUUACAUGAGACCCAUCCGGGCAUGACAAGAAUGAAAGGGCUUGCGAGGUCUUAUGUCUGGUGGCCAAAGAUUGAUUCUGACAUUGAACAGACUGUGUCCACUUGCCCUGUUUGCCAGAAAAUGCGAUCAGAGCCAGCAAAAGCGCCAGUACAUCCUUGGACUUUUCCAUCACAGCCUUGGUCUCGCAUUCAUAUCGACUUUGCUGGGCCUAGUGCUGGGAAAAUGUAUCUGGUGGUAGUUGACGCUCACAGUAAGUUUCCGGAAGUUGUUAAAAUGACUACUACUACAGCUACGACUACUAUAAAUGCACUGCGAGAUAUCUUUAGCCGCCAUGGUCUUCCGGAAAUAUUAGUUUCCGAUAACGGACCGCAAUUCAUUGCUGGCGAGUUUCAACAGUUCUGCCAUAACAACGGAAUUAUACAUCGAACUUCUGCAGCCUACAAACCUUCAACGAACGGUCAAGCUGGACGAGUUGUUCAAAUUUUGAAAUCGGCGAUUGAGCAAGCUCGAAUUACUAAACAGGAUGUGAACGUGGUUAUUGCUAAGAGCUUACUAGUGUAUCGUAAUGCACCACAUUCUACAACGGGUGCAGCACCUUCAGUUUUACUUAUGGGCAGACGUCUGCGAACCCGACUUGAUCUAGUCUUUCCUUCCGUUCAGGAACAUGUGAUUUGA